Messenger RNA from Micropterus dolomieu (smallmouth bass), 446 nucleotides. Its product is annotated as urocortin-3-like. Lineage: Eukaryota; Metazoa; Chordata; Actinopteri; Centrarchiformes; Centrarchidae. Gene Ontology annotation, cellular component: extracellular region. Gene Ontology annotation, molecular function: corticotropin-releasing hormone receptor 2 binding; hormone activity. Gene Ontology annotation, biological process: adenylate cyclase-activating G protein-coupled receptor signaling pathway; hormone-mediated signaling pathway; cellular response to nutrient levels. Bases 1 to 372 code for a protein of 123 amino acids. The transcript has a single exon. The record is from RefSeq and is a predicted model, not a curated record.
AUGCGAAGUCUGCAUGUGUGUUUCUGUCUGGCUCUGCUCCUGCCUUGGUGUGUCCAGAGCCAGAGGAGCACUCUUGCCAAACUUGAUGAAGACACACAAAGGGACGUGCUGGCUGUUGACAUCCUGAAAAGCAGCGGCGUGUUGAACUCGUUGCUCCGAUCAGAGUAUCACAGUGUGCACCGGCGAGCACGAGCCCCGCGUCCAGCCUCCCAGGUGCCAAAGAGAGCCCAGCAGGGGUCCCGCUUCGCCCUGUCCCUCGAUGUUCCCACCAGCAUACUCAGCGUCCUCAUAGACCUGGCCAAAAACCAGGACAUGAGAACCAAGGCAGCAGCCAAUGCAGAACUGAUGGCACGAAUAGGCAAGAGGAAAUAAGAAGCAUGGCCCCUGGGAGCAGUUAGGGGCGUGAUGGACAAAAUCUCACCUCACAGAGAAAUUAACUUCUUACA